AUUUUCUCUUUAUUUAAAAUAAAAUGUCAAAUAGUAAUUAAUCACUUCCUAUGUGGGUUAUGAUGUUAACAGGAGGUAUAUCUGGAAGUAUAGCAGAAACUGCAACCAUACCUUUCGAUACAGCAAAAGUAAGAUUAUAAAUUUAACCAGGACAUGCUGAAGCAGGAAAACCUUUAAAGUAUAAUGGUGUUUUAGGAACUGUUAAAGUUAUGAUAAAGGAAGAAGGUUUUUUAUCUUUAUAUUCUGGUUUAAAUGCCGGUCUUUAAAGAUAAAUGGUAUUUGCUUCAAUUAGAAUUGGACUUUAUGAACCUGUAAGAAACUUCUAUUCAUCAAAAGAAGAAUUAGGAUAAACUCCUCUUUAUAAAAAAAUAUUGGCUGGUUUAACUACUGGAUGUAUUGGAAUAAUGGUUGCAAAUCCAACAGAUUUAGUAAAAAUUAGAUUAUAAGCAGAAGGAAAAAAGCCUGCUGGAGAAAGAAGAUAUAAUGGAGUAUUAGAUGCAUAUACAAAAAUUGUUAGGACUUAAGGUGCUGCAGGACUAUGGUAAGGUUUAGCACCUAAUAUUGUAAGAAAUUCAGUGAUUAAUGCUACGGAAUUAGCAACAUAUGAUGAAUCUAAAUAAUUCUUUGUAAGUAGAAAAUUAUUACAUGAUCACUCGAUUUCUACUCAUAUGAUUUGUUCGGCUAUUGCAGGUUUUGUAGCAGCUGUUGUAGGGUCUCCAGUGGAUGUUUUAAAAACAAGAAUUAUGAAUUCUAGUUCAGGAUCAGGUACUUAAUAUAAAGGAGUUUUAGAUUGUGUUUUUAGAACAUUUUAGGAAGAUGGAUUUAUGGCAUUUUACAAGGGAUUUGUUCCUAAUGCUUAAAGAAUUAUUACUUGGAAUAUUUGUAUGUUUAUGUCUCUCCAUUAAAUUAGAAAAACAGUAGGAGAAACUUAUUAUGGAAUUAAUAAAAAUCAUUGAAUAUAAGAUUAUUAUAUAUAUAUAAUAUUUUCUUUACUUUAUAUAAUUUUAUUUUUUAAAGAAAUAAAUAAAAAAUAAAAUAUAUUUAAUUUUUUC
Molecule: messenger RNA, 1052 nt
Organism: Ichthyophthirius multifiliis
Lineage: Eukaryota; Ciliophora; Oligohymenophorea; Hymenostomatida
Exons: 7
Biological process (GO): mitochondrial transmembrane transport; mitochondrial transport
Cellular component (GO): mitochondrial membrane
Molecular function (GO): oxidative phosphorylation uncoupler activity
Source: RefSeq, a predicted model, not a curated record